CCUCAUCUAUCUGCUCCACUCUUUUUCCAUUCUCAUUAGCCUUUUAUCCUCACUUUCCUCUGUUUAAAGCCUAAUAAAUAUGAUUGAGUACUCAUCUAUGUCAAAGACAAUGAUGGAGAAAAUAAUGACUUCUAAUUGGUCAGAAGGGUCAGAACUUUUAAGAGACCUUUUAGUUGAUGAGUCUAAUUCUCUUCUUAUGUUGCCACAAGGGAUAGUAAAUGAAGUAACCAACACAAGUCAUGAUGAUUUUUCAAAAGACCAAGACUUUAAUAGGUUCAUUUCAAAUAUUUAUUCAGGUCCUACCAUUUCAGAUAUUGAAAAUGCUUUGUUAGUUACUAACCAUAGUAACCACUUUCAACAAAUUUCAUCAACAAGAGUUUCAAUAUUGGAAAGUAGUUUGAGUAAGAUUGAGAAUAAGUAUACUUUGAAAAUCAAAUGCUUUGGCAAUGGGAUGAGUGAUGAUGGAUAUAGGUGGAGGAAGUAUGGUCAAAAAUCCAUUAAAAAUAGCCCAAAUCCUAGGAGUUACUAUAGGUGCACCAACCCUAGGUGUGGUGCUAAGAAGCAAGUUGAGAGAUCCAUUGAAGACCCUGACACUCUUAUAAUCACUUAUGAAGGACUCCACUUACAUUUUACUUAUCCAUAUUUCUUAGUGGGCCAAUCACAUCAAUCUACUGCUCAUCCACCAAUCAAGAAGUCCAAGCCCACUUCUUCACAAGAAGCCCAUGAAGCCCAAACUAGUGCUUCUUUGGGACUCAUAUCACCAAAUUUAUUGGACUCUACACAAGAUAAGGCCCAAGAAAAUUUGGGCCGGCAAGGAUUGCUCGAAGACAUGGUACCAUUCAUGGUUAGGAACCCCACAAACAAUGUUGAUAGUGAUUGAUUACUCAAAACUUUAAUUUUCCUCACCUUUUCCUCCAACUUCAUGGACUUCUGGUUGUUCUACUUCCAACUCUUGUUUUGUUGCUGAUUUAAAUCCUAGCAUUUAGAUAAGAAAUAUGUAUAUGUAAAGAUUUAGAAACUCAAUAAAUUUUAAGAGAUUGUGACAAUUUUUAUGCUUAUGUGUGUGUGUAUUUUUUAUUUUUUGAGGCAAUAUAUAUAUCAUGUAAUAGUAUAGUUUAAAUUUCCCAUGGAUGAAGGAAAAUAUAGGUUAUGUAUUUUACUAUUUAAUUUUUAGGAUUAAAUAUAUUUGUUGUUAGUAUAAAGUGAGUAAAUAUUGUGGUUUGAUCUUUUUA
Messenger RNA from Trifolium pratense (red clover), 1232 nucleotides. Its product is annotated as probable WRKY transcription factor 49. Bases 80 to 880 code for a protein of 266 amino acids. The record is from RefSeq and is a predicted model, not a curated record. Gene Ontology annotation, biological process: regulation of DNA-templated transcription. Gene Ontology annotation, molecular function: sequence-specific DNA binding; DNA-binding transcription factor activity. Lineage: Eukaryota; Viridiplantae; Streptophyta; Magnoliopsida; Fabales; Fabaceae. The transcript is spliced from 3 exons.